AAUCUCCGCGAGCCAUGAAGUGUGCUAGCUGAGGAAUGCUUUACAGCAACUUCCGGGAAUUACUGCGCGCCGGUGCAUUGCAUACAGCACUAGUGUCUUCAUUCCAUGUGACGUAUCAUCCUCUUGACUCGAAGCUCAAUAUAUCACGUGAUUAUGGCUAACGAUGGCUUCAGUGUUGCGAAGUUGUGUACACCCGCGGUCAAUUGCCAGAUUGUAGAUGUGAAACCAGUGAAUAACAAUCUAGCAAAUGUCUGAUGCGAUUCUGCUCAAUGACAUCCAACCAGUUGCUCGUGGAUCCUUUCAAGACCAAGUGUACAGCGAAGCCACAACUGAAGGGCAAACUCGUGUCGGAGCGAGUAAAGUUGGACUUUUUGCAGUGUACAGGUACACAACCAACCGUGAGAGAUGGCAAUUAAUUAUAUGCAUGAGCUGUGCGUUGGUAGCUGGUACAGCAUUGCCUUUGGUGACGCUUGUAUUCGGAUCUUUGAUGGAUCACUUCAUGAAUGCCAACUCGGACGAGGAGGUAGAAACUCAUGGGAUCCAAAAUUCUGUCAGGCACCUCUCACUAUGUUUGGUGUAUAUCGCUAUCGGAUCUCUCGUAUCGACUAUGGUCAGUACCUGGGGCUUCAAUCGUCUAGGAGAAAGGAUCACCACACGACUACAGCAAGAGUAUCUCGCCGCUGUUUUACAACAGGAUCUGGGCUACUUUCAGAUCGUUGGAGUGGGAGAGUUGACAUCAGGGAUUGACAAGGAUAUGAAAUUAAUCCAGGAGGGUAUAUCGCAAAAGAUGAGCAUGCUCAUCUCUGGCAUAUCUGGCUUCAUCGCAGCGAUCAUCAUUUCGUUCAGGAAGAAUCCUCGCUUUGCUGGCAUUAUGCUCUCUCAACCUCUGGCUUUGAUGCUUGUAGUAGGCGGACUGGGAUCAUGGUUGAGUCAGAUUCAACGGGAGGGACAAGUCCACUGGGUGAAGGCAGACAAUCUCGCACAAGACGUGCUUGGUGCUAUUAGAAAUGUUCUUUCGUACCGAAGCCAGGAGCGAUUUGCAGAUAAGUAUCAGAACGCUAUUCGGCAGCCCAUUCAGCUCGAGCUUCGCGAACGGAUGAUCUUUGGCAUCAUGGUCGCGGGGUCCUUCACUGUCCUGCAUUGGGCUAAUGGGCUAGGUUUUUGGCAGGCAGAUCACCUUGUCCAUCAAGGGAAAUGUACCAUCGCGGAAGCGUUGACUAUCCAGUAUGCUACCACGGUAGCAGGGGGGAUGCUCAGUCAAGCUCUUCCUUUCCUACCAGCCAUGUUUCAAGCUCAUGGCGCAGCCACUCGAGUCUGUCCAGUCAUAAACCGUACGCUUCUUAUGAAUCCAUCGUCGAUUGCAAGCCGCAUUAUCGACCCCUUCCAGGGUCGCAUUGAGUUUCGGGAUGUGAGAUUCGCAUAUCCUUCCAGACCGGAUCAGCUGGUACUCAAUGGCUUGACUUUUACCGUGUCUGCAAGCCAGACUGUAGCUUUUGUUGGUUCUUCUGGAUCUGGAAAGUCAACGAUAUUCUCUCUUCUCGAGCGCUUGUAUCUGCCAUCUAGCGGAGGUAUCACGCUGGAUCAUGAACCAAUCGAGAAGCUCGAUGUUUCCUGGUUACGGGUCAAGAUAGGAUACGUCGAUCAGGACGUGGCUCUUUUCCAAGCCUCCAUUCAUGACAACAUUGCGUACGGUCUCCACGCCUCUUUCAAACAGCACAUGACACGAGAAGCAAUUAGACAGCGGGUCAUUCAAGCUGCAGAGAUUGCUCGAGUCGAUGCCUUCAUCUCAGCCUUGCCUGAUGGCUACGACACAGUCUUAGGCGCGGGCGGGUCUGGGCUAUCUGGUGGUCAAAGACAAAGGAUUGCUAUCGCUCGAGCAGUUGUGUCACAGCCCCCAAUCCUGCUUCUGGAUGAGGCUACCGCUGCUCUGGAUAGCAAGAGUGAGAAAGAGGUCCAGAAGGCAUUAGAUGCAGCAAUGAAAGGGAGAACUACAAUCGUUAUAGCGCAUCGACUGUCUACAAUUCAGCGUGCCGAUAAGAUUAUGGUCAUGCACAACGGGCAGAUUGUAAAUCAAGGCUCGCAUGCAGAGCUCAUGCUUCAAUCCGAGCUUUAUCAGGCAUUGGUGAGACAACAGGAGUUGAAGUCACACAAUGUGGUUCAAGAAGAAUCACAUACUGGAGUAUAUCCACUUCCAUCAGAUACGCCUAUUGAAGACUUGAAAUAUGCUGCAAGCCCUCUCACGCUCAACCAUAAAUCAAGUACAGCAGCUGCCACCAUCCCCGCUUCUCCACACAGUAUCGAAUUUGUCUGGAGCCUCAAUAAGCCAGAGCUGCAUUAUACAGUAGCUGGGGUUGUUCUUAGUGUUUUUGCGGGUGUGAGCUACCCCCUUCAUGCGAUUUUCUUUGGAAACGGAAUUGUCUCCAUUGCUGACCCAGAGCUAAGUACUGGUGGCCACCCUGCCCGGUUCUGGGCUCUCAUGUACCUUGUCUAUGGCGCACUGAUCUUUGGUGUAUACUGCACCAGGGGAUACUGCUUCGCAGUGUCCGCAUCCAUGCUCCAUCUGCGAGCCCGCGCUUCGGUUUUCAAGUCUCUGCUCUUGAAGGGUCUCCCUUUCUUCGAUGAAAAAGCGCAUUCAACCGCAUCUCUCAUGGAAUUUAUUUCCUCUGACGCGCAGAAGAUCAUUGGUGUUUCAGGAACAUCUCUUGGGUUAACGACCGAAAGCUUGUUUAUGCUUGUUACGGGGAUCAUUGUGGGAUGUGUGUUCGGUUGGAAGCUGGGACUGGCUUCCACAGCGACGGUGCCAUUCAUGGCUGCAUCUGGUUUCCUGCAGUAUUUUAUUGUUAUGCAGGUACAGAAGUACAUCAGGCGAAAUUCCCAUGCCAUUGCGAUUGCAUACGAAGCUUUUGCCACAAUUCGAACUGUGAUUGUUUUUGGACUGCAGAGCACCAUCAGCGAGGCAUUCGCAACACAAAGUCAGGAGGAGAUUCGAGAGCGAUACUGGAUCUUAUCCGGCCUGGUCUAUGCUUGUGGGACGUCCUUCCGCGUGCUGAGCAUUGCUUUCAUUUUCUGGUACGGUGGAGCGCAUCUCGUUGCAACUGGAGAAUACUCAAUUCAGCAGUUCUAUAUCUGCUUCGCGGCCAUUGUUUGGGGGUCUCAGUCGGCGUCGACUCUUUUUGCGCAUGCUCCAGAUAUUGCAGGAGCGCAGAUAGCGGCUGAACGACUGCGAGAUCUUAUGCUUGAGCCAACGUUUCGUCCGCCAGAAGGUGCCGUAAUAGCCCCGAGCACUGUCGAAGACGUCGCUCUAGAGCACGUCCAUUUCAGGUAUCCAUCCCGCCCAUCUGCACCGUGGACUCUGGAUAAUAUUAAUCUCAAUGCGCGUGCCGGACACUUCAUCGGUUUGGUCGGGGCAACGGGAAGUGGCAAAAGCUCCGUGGUCAACCUGCUCGAACGCUUCUAUUCUUCUGAUCUUGGAGUUAUAACGCUUGCUGGAAUGCCGAUUACGAACUACGAUCUCGAGACUUACUACAGAUACUUUGCCCUUGUUGACCAGAACCCGUGUCUAGUCGGGGAUGAUCUAAGGGAGGCGCUUCAAGGCGAUGACAGAGUGAUAUCUGAUGGAGAGAUCAUGGCUGUUCUGGAAAGUGUAGGACUUGGGGAUUUGAUUUUAUCCCUUCCUCAUGGCCUUAGCACAGCAAUAGUAGCAAACGGAGCCAACCUGUCGGGUGGUCAACGUCAACGGAUAGCUAUUGCCAAAGCACUUCUCUGGAAACCCAAGAUUCUCCUCCUCGACGAAGCGACCUCGGCGUUGGACACGUUUUCUGAGCAUAACGUACAACAGGCGCUACGCAAGGCGAUGGACGGUCGGACAACGAUCGCCGUGGCUCACCGAUUAAAGACGAUCAUGCACGCAGACGAGAUUAUGGUGUUUGAUGGGGGACGCAUCAUCGAGCGGGGAACUCAUAUGAGUCUGAUGGAGAUGCGAGGGAAAUACUGGGAGAUGGUGCAUUUGCAGGAGUUGGAGGGCUGA
Molecule: messenger RNA, 4027 nt
Organism: Aspergillus homomorphus CBS 101889
Lineage: Eukaryota; Fungi; Ascomycota; Eurotiomycetes; Eurotiales; Aspergillaceae
Product: ABC transporter ATP-binding protein
Exons: 7
Coding region: 248-4027 (1259 amino acids)
Biological process (GO): transmembrane transport
Cellular component (GO): membrane
Molecular function (GO): ATP hydrolysis activity; ABC-type transporter activity; ATP binding
Source: RefSeq, a predicted model, not a curated record